CAUUCAUUGUCUUGACAAGAGCAUCCUCAGCUAAUCUCAGGCUCCUCCAGCUUCUUCCUCCUCCUCUUCCUCUCCUUCCUCCUCCAUUUAGGGGGCCACUGUCAUCUCUUAGCAUCAGGAUGAGCCGGCAGGUGGUUCGCUCCAGCAAGUUCCGACACGUGUUUGGACAGCCAGCCAAGGCCGACCAGUGUUAUGAAGACGUGCGAGUCUCUCAGACCACCUGGGACAGUGGCUUCUGUGCUGUCAACCCCAAGUUUGUGGCCCUGAUCUGUGAAGCCAGUGGGGGAGGGGCCUUCUUGGUGCUGCCCCUGGGCAAGACUGGACGCGUGGAUAAGAAUGCACCCACGGUCUGUGGCCACACAGCUCCCGUACUGGACAUUGCCUGGUGCCCACACAAUGACAACGUCAUCGCUAGUGGCUCAGAGGACUGCACAGUCAUGGUGUGGGAGAUCCCCGAUGGGGGCCUGGUGCUGCCCCUGCGGGAGCCAGUCGUCACCCUGGAGGGCCACACCAAGCGUGUGGGCAUCGUGGCCUGGCACCCCACUGCCCAGAAUGUGCUGCUGAGCGCAGGCUGUGACAACGUGAUUCUGGUGUGGGACGUGGGCACUGGGGCGGCGGUGCUGACGCUGGGCCCAGACGUGCACCCGGACACCAUCUACAGCGUGGACUGGAGCCGCGACGGUGCCCUCAUCUGCACCUCCUGCCGUGACAAGCACGUGCGCGUCAUUGAGCCGCGCAAAGGCACCGUGGUAGCUGAGAAGGACCGUCCCCACGAAGGGACGCGGCCGGUGCGAGCUGUGUUUACAUCAGCGGGGAAGAUCCUGACCACCGGCUUCAGCCGGAUGAGCGAACGGCAGGUGGCGCUGUGGGACAUAAAACACUUGGAUGAGCCGCUGUCCCUGCAGGAGCUGGACACGAGCAGUGGAGUCCUGCUGCCCUUCUUCGACCCUGACACCAAUAUUGUCUAUCUCUGUGGCAAGGGAGACAGCUCUAUCCGGUACUUUGAAAUCACUUCUGAGGCCCCCUUCCUGCACUAUCUCUCCAUGUUCAGCUCCAAGGAGUCCCAGCGUGGCAUGGGCUACAUGCCCAAACGUGGCCUGGAGGUGAACAAGUGUGAAAUCGCCAGGUUCUACAAGCUGCACGAGCGGCGGUGUGAGCCCAUUGCCAUGACGGUGCCUAGAAAGUCGGACCUGUUCCAGGAGGAUCUGUAUCCACCUACCGCGGGACCAGAUGCUGCACUCACAGCCGAGGAGUGGUUUGGGGGUCGGGAUGCUGGGCCUCUCCUCAUAUCCCUCAAAGAUGGCUAUGUACCCCCAAAGAGCCGAGAGCUGAGGGUCAACCGAGGCCUGGACACUGGGCGAAGAAAGACAAUGCCAGAGGCCAGUGGCGCUCCCAGCUCGGAUGCCGUGUCUCGGCUGGAGGAAGAGAUGAAGAAACUCCAGACCACAGUGCAGGAGCUACAGAAGCGCCUGGAAAGACUGGAGGAAACAGUCCAGGCCAAGUAGAGAACUACAGGCCCAUGGCAGGGCCAAGCUGCAACCUGCCUCCCUCCCACUCGUACCUCCACUCUUCAGGCCACAGUGACAGAUAAAAAAAAAUAAUAAAAUGGCUUUAUUUUCUGGUA
Elephantulus edwardii (Cape elephant shrew) is the source of this 1624-nucleotide messenger RNA. RefSeq names its product coronin, actin binding protein, 1A (gene CORO1A). Gene Ontology annotation, biological process: actin filament organization; cell migration. Gene Ontology annotation, molecular function: actin filament binding. NCBI's taxonomy places the organism in Eukaryota, Metazoa, Chordata, Mammalia, Macroscelidea, Macroscelididae. The transcript has 11 exons. The record is from RefSeq and is a predicted model, not a curated record. The coding region runs from base 120 to 1505 and encodes 461 amino acids.